CAGUAGCGUCCUCGUCUCCGCGCCGUGCACAUCAUGACUUCCUCCGUGGGCCCGUGGACGUGGGUGUGUGUGAUGGUGACCUGGGGGGUGGUGUCCAGGGGGGCGACCCCCGACAAGGAAGCGGCAGUCCGAGAUGUCUUCCGGGAGAUGCUUCACAUCUCACCUCCAAGACAACCUGGAACCUCAAACGGACGACUUCCUUCUGCACCCCGUCACAUGGUCGAGUUGUACCAUCGCUUCGUCAACGGCCAGGAGGACUACGCCCCGCUGGAGGGGGGCACGACCACUGUGAGAAAUUUUCUUCCUUCUUCAGGAGGGAAGGACACCGUGGUGUUCAACAUAAGUAGUGUGAACACCGAAGAGGAGGUGAGACUAGCUCAGCUGCAACUUAACAGAAGAAAACUGCACCAACGUCACAGACACAGGAGAUUGUUGGCUCCACCUUACAGGAUCAGGCUAUUCCGAGCAUCUCCUGGAGGCAAGCUGACUCCUCUAGGCUCUGUGUCGGUCUCCAUGGUCCAGAGGAGCGUUUGGACAUCCGUGGAUAUCACUGCUCCACUCAGAGAGCUCCUGCUAGACCCGAGGGGCGAAGUUUAUGGUUACUCCUUAGCCGUGCGUUUCGAGUCUCCCUCGGGUAAAGUCAUUCCUCCUUCUCAUUUCCUUCGUGGAUUCCCCGACUCUCACGCUUUCCUCGUGGUCUUCUCAGAGGACGGCGAAGAGGAGGUCACCGAGGACGGGGGAAGACCUCCACCUAAACCUCCGGUACACACUCACGCCUUGGUGCAACGUCUGCAGACGGGAGGUCUGGAACGAGUGUUCAUAGACGACUCUGACAAUAACCCCGAUAUAAUUCCUAACUUUAAAAGAAGGAUGUUUACCAGGAAUGUUACUUUAUCGAACAGUUUGACAACUCCUCCAACUGUAAAUGAAACUCACUCUACUUUGGAUCAGCGGGAAGAUAUGUCGGAGAACGAAAUCAUCAGGAAGACUAGAUCCAUCAUUGAUAACAAACUUCCAGACGAGAAUGAAGAUUUGAUUCCGGUUUCCUCUCCGGAAUCAUUUUUGACCUCCAGAAUAGAUAUUUUCAAUGGUGAGAGUCGCAAUAAGAAACCGAAGAAAGUGCGGAAAGGCAAGCGUAAAGGAGGGAAGAAGCAGAAGAACUCGUAUUCAUCAGACAGAUCGCAGAAUAUGUAUAUGGGGACAGACGAGCCACUAGGGUGUCAGGUCCGUAAAAUGACGGUGAACUUCUCAGAGAUUGGCUGGGGCGAGUGGAUCAUCUCUCCGCGCAAGUUUGAGGCCAAUUAUUGCACGGGGUCCUGUCGCUUCCCGCUGACUGAGGAGAAUGACGCCACAUCAAAGGAAGCUCUGAAGCCGUCCAACCACGCUACUCUCCAGAGUCUAGUGCACGCCCUGGGUGCCGACCCCCGGGUACCCGCCCCUGCAUGUGUACCCCAUCGUCUGUCCCCCGUCACCCUGCUGUACUUCGACCACACACUCAACGUCGUCCUCAAGAACUACCCUAGCAUGGUGGUCGAGUCCUGUGCCUGCCGUUGAACACG
Macrosteles quadrilineatus (aster leafhopper) is the source of this 1559-nucleotide messenger RNA. Its product is annotated as bone morphogenetic protein 3-like. The transcript is spliced from 5 exons. Bases 34 to 1554 code for a protein of 506 amino acids. Lineage: Eukaryota; Metazoa; Arthropoda; Insecta; Hemiptera; Cicadellidae. Gene Ontology annotation, molecular function: growth factor activity; cytokine activity. Gene Ontology annotation, cellular component: extracellular region. Gene Ontology annotation, biological process: BMP signaling pathway; SMAD protein signal transduction. The record is from RefSeq and is a predicted model, not a curated record.